Messenger RNA from Lodderomyces theae, 1005 nucleotides. RefSeq names its product Mrp/NBP35 family ATP-binding protein. Gene Ontology annotation, molecular function: ATP-dependent FeS chaperone activity; ATP binding; 4 iron, 4 sulfur cluster binding. NCBI's taxonomy places the organism in Eukaryota, Fungi, Ascomycota, Pichiomycetes, Serinales, Debaryomycetaceae. Gene Ontology annotation, cellular component: cytosol. The coding region runs from base 1 to 1005 and encodes 334 amino acids. The transcript has a single exon. Gene Ontology annotation, biological process: iron-sulfur cluster assembly. The record is from RefSeq and is a predicted model, not a curated record.
AUGUCGCCUAGUCAACAAGCGCAGGACCUGAUAAGCAGCAAGUUGAAAGAACAAGAACCAGAACACUGUCCUGGCCCGGAGUCUGAAACUGCAGGCAAAGACGAUGCUUGCAAAGGAUGUGCGAAUCAGGAAAUUUGCUCUUCACAAAUACCAAAGGGUCCCGAUCCAGAUGUACCUUUGAUCAACAGCAGGUUGAAAAACAUCCAACACAAGAUACUAGUCCUUUCAGGAAAAGGCGGUGUGGGGAAAUCUACAUUCACAUCCAUGCUAUCGUGGGCUAUUGCAGCAGACGAAGAGUUGGAAGUCGGUGCUAUGGAUUUAGAUAUAUGUGGUCCAUCACUACCGCGUAUGCUAGGCGCAGGGGAGAAUGAGAGCAUACACCAAUCCAAUAGUGGUUGGAGUCCCGUUUUUGUUGCCGAUAACUUGGGUCUAAUGAGCAUCUCUUUUAUGCUUCCCGAUAGUGAUCUGGCGAUAAUAUGGCGAGGAGCGAAAAAGAAUGGCCUAAUAAAACAGUUUUUGAAGGAUGUGGAUUGGGGUGAGCAUUUGGAUUACCUAUUGGUAGAUACUCCUCCUGGAACUAGUGAUGAACAUCUAUCAGUUACGUCGUUAAUGAGGGAAGUUGGUAUUGAUGGUGCCUUGAUUGUUACCACGCCACAGGAAGUUGCCUUGUUAGACGUGCGAAAGGAAAUCGACUUUUGCCGCAAGGCAAACAUCAAAAUUUUGGGUCUAGUUGAAAACAUGUCUGGAUUUGUAUGUCCAAAUUGUCAAGGAAAGAGUCAAAUUUUCAAGGCUACAACUGGCGGUGGUGAGAAAUUGUGCAAAGAAUUGGGCAUUGAUUUUUUGGGAUCAGUACCUUUGGAUCCACGUAUAGGUAGGGCUUGUGACGAAGGAGUGUCAUUCUUUGAUUUGUACCCUGACUCGCCGGCGUCUACGGCUAUCUUGGAUGUUGUGGAUGCUUUGCGAGAUAAAGUGGAGUUGAAUAUGAAUGGGUUGAAGUUGGCAUAG